Molecule: messenger RNA, 288 nt
Organism: Staurois parvus
Lineage: Eukaryota; Metazoa; Chordata; Amphibia; Anura; Ranidae
Source: the annotation of a GenBank genome assembly
CAAACCAGCAAAAAAAAAAAGACAAAAACACAUUUUCUUAGUUUCUGUUAUAUAUUGUUACAAAUCAUUUUUUUGUAACUUUAGACCAAAUGUAUUUGACUAAAUUUCUUUGCCUGUGCGCGCUCCCUGGGAGCGUGCAGCACCGCGAUCUGGUGCCCACUGUGUCCUCUAGACACAGCGGAACACCGAUGGCUGUACGUGAUCUCGGUGUGAGGUCCCGAUCAUGUGAUCACUGACUGGCCAAUCAGUGAUCACAUGAAUAGUAGUAAGCAAGAUGUCGCUUCCUGA